This is a messenger RNA of Marmota flaviventris (yellow-bellied marmot), 1495 nucleotides long. It is a transcript of the gene Grxcr1, whose product is annotated as glutaredoxin and cysteine rich domain containing 1. Gene Ontology annotation, cellular component: stereocilium; kinocilium. The record is from RefSeq and is a predicted model, not a curated record. Gene Ontology annotation, biological process: inner ear receptor cell stereocilium organization; sensory perception of sound. NCBI's taxonomy places the organism in Eukaryota, Metazoa, Chordata, Mammalia, Rodentia, Sciuridae.
AAAAAAGAAAUUAGCAUUGGGAGAAGAUGAUGACACCUCCUAUUCCCCACCUUGGAUUCCACUUUUUAUCUCUGACUUUUACUCUUUGGACAUUAAACUUUAGAAUUUUUUCUGCAGCUAAGAUUUUUUUUUCAACACUUACCAUGGGCUUCAAAGUUUGUCCUUCAUUUCCUUUCCUUAAAUUUACUUUCUGUUUUAUUGCAUGCCACUUCCUUGCACUUGUCCUGUUAAGGAGUCCACCAUGGUCAUUUAAUAUUUAAAGGCCAGGAUCAUUUUGCAGGUUUUAGUUUAAAGGUAACCAUAGCACACACACACACACACACAUUUAUUAUUAAGAGCAGAGAUGCCCUGUAUGUUCUUGGGACUCUUCUUUCCUUUCAGUGUUAGUUUUGUAGGAGUGCUGCUGUCACUAGGUUUCAGCUCUGACAUUGCUGUGGCAAUGAACUAGUGCAUUAACAAUGGGUUCAAAAUGAUGUAAACUGUUCAUGUGGGUGGAGGCGACCAUGCUGAAAAGGGAGAUGAAGCCAGAAAGUGACAGGCCACGGAGAGUCCGGUUUCGGAUCGCAUCAUCUCACAGUGGACGAGUUCUGAAGGAGGUUUAUGAUGAUGGGCAACCAUCUGGCUCUCUGGAUUCUGAAUGUGCCAGUAUUUGUGGGAUAGAUGGACUAAGUGAUUCUGAUGGACAGCAAAAUGGCCACAUUGGAUCUGAAGGCGACGAGCAAGAGAAUGAUCAGGAUAACUUGCUGGUGCUGGCAAGGGCUGCCAGUGAGAAGGGUUUUGGUACAAGAAGAGUCAACAUUUUAAGCAAAAAUGGCACAGUGAGAGGCGUCAAAUACAAAGUGAGUGCUGGCCAAGCUCUAUUUAACAAUUUGACCAAAGUAUUACAGCAACCAUCAACUGACCUAGAAUUUGACCGCGUAGUGAUUUAUACCACUUGUCUUCGAGUGGUGAGGACAACCUUCGAGAGAUGUGAACUGGUUAGAAAGAUCUUCCAAAACCAUCGAGUAAAAUUUGAAGAGAAAAACAUAGCUCUGAAUGGUGAAUAUGGAAAAGAGUUAGAUGAAAGGUGCCGGCGAGUUUCGGAAGCUCCGUCCCUCCCCGUGGUGUUCAUUGAUGGCAAUUAUCUCGGGGGUGCUGAGAAAAUUUUGUCAAUGAAUGAAUCAGGAGAACUGCAAGAUCUCUUAACCAAAAUUGAGAGAGUGCAGCAUCCACACGAGUGUCGCUCCUGUGGAGGCUUCGGUUUUCUUCCAUGCUCCGUGUGCCAUGGGAGCAAGAUGUCAGUAUUUCGAAAUUGCUUUACAGACUCUUUCAAAGCCCUGAAGUGUACAGCUUGCAACGAGAAUGGUCUUCAGCGUUGUAAGAACUGUGCUGCUUAGUGUGAGCUUCUGCCCAGGAAAAGACUCAUUUUAGUAACUGAAAGUCAUCAUUUGAUUUAUACUUUUUUUUUUUUAAAGAAAGCCAUGUUUUUGGAUUUAUCAAUAAAGUUUGUAUAUUA